Molecule: messenger RNA, 147 nt
Organism: Dibothriocephalus latus
Lineage: Eukaryota; Metazoa; Platyhelminthes; Cestoda; Diphyllobothriidea; Diphyllobothriidae
Source: the annotation of a GenBank genome assembly
AUGCCUGGGAUCUGCCUAUGGCCGCUGAACUUUGAUGAUGGUGCGACGCUCUUGAAACUGCAUGGCGACUCGCUAACCCUCCUCGAUUCCUACACUGUUCCAUCGCAGUCGAAGGAGAAUUUCUACUGCAAUCCAUCGGUAGGUUGA